This is a messenger RNA of Stylophora pistillata, 1975 nucleotides long. Its product is annotated as wee1-like protein kinase 1-A. Gene Ontology annotation, cellular component: nucleus; cytoplasm. Gene Ontology annotation, molecular function: magnesium ion binding; ATP binding; non-membrane spanning protein tyrosine kinase activity. NCBI's taxonomy places the organism in Eukaryota, Metazoa, Cnidaria, Anthozoa, Scleractinia, Pocilloporidae. Gene Ontology annotation, biological process: mitotic cell cycle; protein phosphorylation. The record is from RefSeq and is a predicted model, not a curated record.
AUGUUGCACACUUCGCCAUUCAUUCUUCACAAGGCCUUGGAUUUCUCUUGCAUUUUGCUGUACAGUUUACUUCCAAAUCUACCUAAAUAGUUUUUUAGACGCACUUAUUACCAGUUGGUUCAAUGGCGUGCACAAAGUCUCGACCGGGACGCCUUCCAUUCGUCCUAGAAGAAAACGAUUGUGAAAUGGACAGGUCUUCUGCCGACGCAAAGAGCGGUUAUAGUCCUUCUCGGCUCACUGUACCAGUAUCGCCCGAAUUCACGGACGAGUGUUGGGAUCUUGGCUUUUCAAGUCCUUUUAGAGAUUACAUGUCGGAUGAAUCACCAGAAAAAGCCAAGAUGAGUGGUUGUACCACUCCGCCUCUGUCGCCUCCCUCUCUGGGAGCGCUUCGAUUGUUCGACUCCCCGCAGACGCCUAAAAGUUUGCUUGAACGUUCGUCUAUGAAUCGCACGAUGGAUUUUAAAAGGCCUGUAUCGAGACUGCGCCAUGGCUUACUGAAAGGUCGUGGAUUUGAAAGUGAACCCCGAAUGGGACCGCGAUCUCGCCAGGUAACUGCAAAUGUAAACCCGUUUACUCCAGACACCUCGGCCAUUGGUGCGAAGCGAGCAAGAAAUGGAGAAGGAAGAAAUGGUUCAAUUUGUAAUGAUAACGACGAUGAAGAUGUGGACGACGAUGAUGAUGGAAUAUUUGGAAAUCCAGCAAAGAGGCUUGCACUCCAUGAGAGUAACAUUUCACGUUACAAUGCAGAAUUUAUUGAAAUAAGCACCAUAGGUUCUGGCCAGUUUGGCUCUGUACAUAAAUGUCUAAACAGAUUAGAUGGAUGCAUCUAUGCAUUAAAGCGGUCGCUGAAACCAGUAGCUGGUUCUAUUGAUGAGCAAAAUGCAACGCGUGAGGUGUAUGCCCAUGCUGUCCUAGGAAAGAAUCCUCACGUCGUACGAUAUUACUCUGCAUGGGCAGAAGACGGACACAUGUUGAUACAAAAUGAGUACUGUGAAGGAGGAAGUCUGGCUGACUUGAUUGAAAGAAAUGCAAAACAAAAUGAAACUAUGGCAGAAGGAGAAUUAAAACAGCUUCUUAUUCAAACAGCUGAGGGUUUAAAGUAUAUCCACUCAUUGGCUUUGAUUCAUAUGGAUAUCAAACCUGGGAAUAUAUUUAUUAGUUACAGCUCAGGUAUUGAUGAAUGCAAUCACAGUGGUGAUGAAGGAUUUGAUGAAAAUGACACCCCAGGCCCAAGGAAAAGAACACCACUUUACAAAAUAGGUGACUUGGGUCAUGUUACUUCAGUGAGUAGUCCACAAGUGGAGGAAGGUGACUGUAGAUUUUUGCCCAAUGAAAUACUACAAGAAGAUUAUUCAGCAUUACCUAAAGCUGACAUUUUUGCUUUAGCACUGACGGUGUUUCUAGCUGGUGGAGGGCCAGAACUUCCAAAGAAUGGUGAAGAAUGGCAUGAAAUCAGGAGAGGCCAACUAGAAAAUCUGAAGCAUAUCUCAAAAGAAAUGAACUCACUAUUAAAGCUAAUGAUUAACCCUUUGGCUAAAGACCGACCAUCUGCCACAGCCCUGACACAACACCCAGUUCUUUGUCCUCUUGCAGCAAAAUCCAAGGCCCAACUCAGGAAGGAACUGAAUGCUGAAAAAUUUAAAAAUGAAGUCCUAUCAAGGGAGCUGGAGGAGGCAAGAGUACAACAAAAGAACUCUCCACAGCGUAAAAUAGGACUUGGGUCUCAAACCCGCAACUCUAGAGUUAUAGGACAGAAAGUUAACAGAAGCAUGAGUUUAAGUGUCAUUAUGUGAAUGUUAAUUGUUGUAAAUAAUGUUUUUACUUGUCAUCUCAGAAAUGUUUUACUAUUUUUACAGGAUCUUUUAACAGGAUACCUUGAAAUGUGGGCUAUGUUGAAUCGUUGAUUUUCUAUAUUUUUACAUAAUUUUGUACAGGGGUUUUACUGAAUCAAAUAAUUUGAAAUUGAAACAAAAUU